UUUGUUCCCUGGGCACAGCAGCACAUCCCGUGAAUGGCUGCACACCGUGCACACGUAAGGCCUGGCUCUCCUUACGUCCUCUGGGAUAUUUUCUGUAUUUCCGUCUGAGGACUUCACUGCUCUGCUUGCCCUGGCUAACUCCUGCCAUGCGAGGUUGUGGGAAGGGAAGGAGAGGAGCCAGGAAACCAGUUCCUCUGUCCGGUAGAGAAGGUAGGAGGGCACAUCCCACCUUCUGAUGAAGACAGUUCCAUCUGCUACAGCCGAGGUAGCUGUAGGGUUGACGGCGAAGGUGUGUGCAGGUGGACAGUUAAGCAAGCCCAGACCAAGUAAGAAAUGCUGAGGAAACGCAGGGUAGAACACAACUGUUUUAAGGGUGGCCCGGUUGAAAAGAAAGUUAAGGAAAAGUUUCAAGAAGGCUGAUCCUGUAGUUUCGUAGUGAUUUUUAGGCUUCUAAGUUUGUGAAGAAAACCAUAUUAUGUUUUUACAGCUCCUUCGGUUGUAAACUAAUUUUAAAAGGUGAAAAAAAGAACACAGAUGUCUUGAGCGUUUGUCUGAGGGGUUAACAAAGUCAGGUGAAAGGUCAGUAAUGGUUGUGGUAUAAACAGAGGUUAACUAAGCAUUGUCACUGGAGCCUGACAACAAAAAGUUUCUUCAGAAAUGACAGUUUUCCUCCCAGAAGAUCUAUUUUGGUACCCAGUGGAGAGAUUCUCAGUUAAAUUUGUGAACGUGAGCCAGCAAUGUGCCCUUGUGGCUAAGAAGGCCAAUGGCAUCCUGGGGUGUAUUAGAAAGGGUGUGGUUAGUAGGUCAAGAGAGGUUCUCCUCCCCCUCUAUUCUGCCUUGGUGAGGCCGCAUCUGGAGUAUUGUGUCCAGUUCUGGGCCCCUCAGUUCAGGAAGGACAGGGAACUGCUGGAAAGAGUCCAGAGCAGAGCCACAAAGAUGAUGGAGUGGAACAUUUCCCUUAUGAGGAAAGGCUGAGGGAGCUGGGUCUCUUUAGCUUGUAGAAAAGGAGACUGAGGGGUGACCUCAUCAUUGUUUACAAAUAUGUAAAGGGUGAGUGUCAGGAAGAUGGAAUUAAGCUUUUUUCAGUGAUGUCUAGUGAUAGGACAAGGGGUAAUGGAUGCAAACUGGAGCAUAGGAGGUUCAAUGUGAAUGUCAGGAAAAACUUCUUUACUGUGAGAGUGACAGAGCACUGGAACAGGCUGCCCAGAGAGGUUGUGGAGUCUCCUUCACUGGAGACAUUCAAAACCCACCUGGACGCCUUCCUGUGUGAUGUGCUCUAGGUGACCCUGCUCUGGCAGGGGGGUUGGACUAGAUGAUCUUUCGAGGUCCCUUCCAACCCCUAGGAUUCUGUGGUUCUGUAAUAUUUUUCAGUGCAGCCUACACAGAUGCAUGCACAUCAGUCUGUUGUAUGUGCCAGUGGUGGGGAUGGGGACACAAGUGGUCAUAAUGUUAUUCCCAGUAUGUUAUUUUAUUGGUGAAGAGUUUGUAUUGCUUUUAGCAAUAUUAGGCACAAACAUAACUCCUAGUAUGUUUGGGUAGAACAGUAAAUAAAGUAUGUGCUUGAAAAUCAGGAUUAACUUUCCCUUUGUUAACUUCAAUGUUUCACUGGAUGGCUAGAACUCCAAAAUUAAUCUGAGAUACUGUUAUUAAUACUUACAUUUGUCAUUUUGGCGCUAUAAGCAGAAGAUCAGAAAAUGUUUUCCUCACAACCAGUUCUGUAUUAGUCAGAUGAUCGAAGGCUAGUUUUGACAGUUCAGAGUUAAUGAGCAUUUUCUAAUGUUGAGGCAAAUAAUAACGGUCAGCCAGAUUGUGAUAUGCUGCAGGCUGUCUUCUACUAGAAGCUUGUUCAAUCUCAGUGGAUUUUGGGGAUACAUAUACGUGUAGUUUAAACAGCUGCUUUCACUAGCAACACCAGACAUUUAGCAUUUUUUCCCAAAAUAAGUGGUUGUCACUGCCACCCACCAGGAGCUGCAUGCAGUUUUGAUCCUUUUCUAGUUGCAGUUACAUUCUCUGAAAAGUUGGUUAUACAAGAUAGCUGGUUAACUGAAAAGCAGUUUCAAGUUUAUUUUCUAUAAGUGAUGACUUUAGUGAUCAGUGAUGACUUACAAGGUGUUUUUUUAAGAUAUGAGAUCAGGAGCCUGUGUUGGUCAGCUGUUGAAGGACUGGCUCCAAGCACAGCUCUUUGUUGUGAGGAAGGCUGUAAACUGCUGUUACUAUUACUGAGGCAUUGUAUUAUUGUACUUGGUGAGCAAUGAUUAAUGUUCAUACUUACCAUAUGUUAAAAAUGUAGACAACUCUCAGGCAGUUAUUAUACCUGUGUUUUGGAUGUUAUUUCCUGUGUAGACAAAAGUAGUAAAGCUGAACCCAGUAAAAUGGGCGAACAACAUGCUUUCUUAAGCAUAUUGAUUCAUAUGGGCGUGUUCUCGCUCUUCCUUGCAGUUUCUUCUCCCUGUCCUGCCGUGCUUGCCUUGACGUUGCACUAAGUGGCAGAUUUUUUUAUCUUUGCUGGCUGAGCACAGUCAGAUGACUCAAAGCUGUCAUGAGGCUGGUAUGCAUGAAGAAGGAUGCAUCAGGAACUGUAGCAUUUGCGUUGUUUUUACUUCUUUGAAAACGCACUCCAAAUUUAUGAUUUUUCAGAGUAGUAAGUAGGAAACUAGGAUUAAAAGGCUAUUAGUUGUGACAACAGUGUUAAAAUUCAGUCUUGUAUAUUAUUUCUUUUUUUUUUUUUUAAUUGAAAUGAGUGCGAUUUUACUUAAUAGGGAUUUGGGAUACCACAAUCACUUUGUUUUGUUUAUAUUUGAGCCCUUCUGUAGCAGUGCAGUGUACCUUGGUAUGCCUCAUUUGUGCAUAAUAGAAAGCAGUUCUUCAAGUCCUAAUACAGAGUCUAGUUUUCUUUUAGAUAGAUUUGUUCUCCCCUCUUCUGUCUGUCCUCCUUUUUAAAAGCUGAGGUCUUGUGUAAUGUGUGGUUUUAUGUAGUUAGUCAACUUAAGAGGAUCUGUCUCUGUUUUCUGCUGAUACUGCCUAAGAGAAUCAUACAAACGAACCAAAUAAUGGGCUUUCCCCUGCAGAGGAGGCUGAUCUCAAAGAUGCAUUUAGCUGAUGAAGGUCUUGACCAAGGCACUACACUUUGAACCUGCAAAAGUUUUAAAAUAGCAAAUCUCUCUCUUCUGCUAUUAGUAAAAUAUUGGACAUAAUACAAAUCUUCAUACAAUUUUUUUCAAUGCCAGCUGUGCCCAGGCACUUCAGUGCCUCCUGUGGAGUGUUCAUAUCAAAUGUUCAGCUUGAGAUGCCUCUGGCAAAUGCAUGUUGCUGUCUUAGAACAGAGAUUUAGAAGGAUCAUUGAGACACCAAAAUGAAAAUCUGCAUAAUCAUAUGUGUUUAGUCACACUGUUAGCACAUCAGAAUUGUAAAUUUGCACUGAUUGGUCUCUCAGUGUAGCUGGAAUGUAAUUAUAUUCUAUUCCCUAGAGAGGCUCUUUUGAAUGAGGAGUUAAUAAGCUAUAGUUUUUUGUUGGCGUGGAAAUGCUGUGAUAGUCCAUUCAUGUUAAGGAGGUGCUUUUUUUGUGUGUGUGUGUGAAUUGGUGUAUACUGUUAGAAUGAUCUAUACCCAUGCCUGGUUAUAUAAUUACCUUUUUUAACCCUACUGCAUAAGGCAGUAGGGUUAAAAUAUGCCCAUAGGAUUGAGUGCUGGAGGUCUUUUACUGAGGUAUGCAGCUACUACUGGGAUUUGGAGCAGGAGUGCAGUAAGAAUUCAGACUAACUACUAGGUGGGACUCCUGUGUCCGGCCUCCCUUUCUGGGAAGCGAUGAGAGAAGUGUCUCUCUGACAAAUAAGUUGGGCAACUUUGACAAAAUGGUUGUUAAGUUUGGGCUUCUUAAACAUAACCAGUAAUCCAGGAAUCAUUCUGAAGGGUUAAAGUUCUCUGUCCACCAAAAAUAAACUUCUAGCCUUCCUGAAUAGAUCCCUGUCUCUUUUGCAUUGCCCCCUUAUCUGCCAGCAUAGUACACCUGUGUUUUUCUCUUCUGGUUCCAGUUCAGUCCCUGGCACUGUAUGUUCUCAGAAAUUCCUGAAUAGAGACUACGACUUGAGUGAGUCUGCAAGCAAGCAUCUCAAAAUGAUAACAUGUUUUUGUGGCAGAGCUUCAUGCAACCUUGGAAUAUUACUUGUGCUCCUUGUGGAUAGCAGAGCUGAGUCCAUUGACAAGAAAAUCGCUAAGCUUGAUGCAGAACUAGUGAAGUAUAAGGAUCAAAUGAAGAAGAUGAGAGAGGGGCCUGCAAAGAAUACAGUAAAGCAGAAAGCAUUGAGAGUGUUGAAGCAGAAGCGAAUGUAUGAACAACAGCGGGAUAAUCUCUCUCAGCAGUCUUUUAAUAUGGAACAAGCUAACUACACCAUUCAGGCACUGAAGGAUACAAAGACAACGGUUGAUGCAAUGAAACUGGGGGUGAAAGAAAUGAAGAAAGCUUACAAGCAAGUCAAAAUUGAUCAAAUUGAGGACAUACAAGAUCAGUUAGAGGAUAUGAUGGAAGAAGCCAAUGAAGUCCAAGAGGCACUGAGUCGUAGCUAUGGGACACCAGAGAUUGAUGAAGAUGACUUGGAAGCAGAACUGGAUGCAUUAGGUGAUGAGCUUCUAGCUGAUGAAGACAAUUCCUACUUAGAUGAAGCAGCAUCUGCUCCAGCAAUCCCAGAGGUCACUCCUACUGACACGAAAAACAAAGAUGGUGUAUUGGUGGAUGAAUUUGGAUUGCCAAAGAUCCCUGCAACAUAAAUGUUUCAAAAGCACAAUGGAUUUAAUGAACUAUACUUCGCAAAUCAAAUUAAGUUUUGUUUUGUUUUUUAAAUUCUGGAGAACUCGUCCUUCCAGUGUAACCUUAAUAGCACUACAUCUUAGAAUGCAAUACGAAUGCUGGUGGUGUUCUUUAUUUGAAGAAAGUCGUUCUACUACUGACUUUUCUAUUAAUGGAAAAUUCAGCACAAUUCCCUUCAGUGGAAGCAGUCAGUCUAAAGGUUUUGAUUUGUGUGUCUUACGGACAACGUAACACGUGAAGAGUAGUGGUGGCUGUUGAUACCUGAAGUUUUGACUUUGUAUCGUGUUUCUCUUUCUUGAAACUAAGACUGUGCGUUGCUGCUUACUCUCUGUAAAAUAGCUCCCUUAUUACUAUGCUUAUUUGAUAAAAGAAUUGAAAGCAAUUUUUAAACUACUGCAGUCCUGAGACUUUUCACGCUAUUGUACUUGUAACCUCGUUGGAAGCUGUAAUAAAUAGGUUUAUCAUUCACUUUAUGUAUUCUGUGAAGACAUAAAAUCAUAUAGAUUAGCUGA
Apus apus (common swift) is the source of this 5316-nucleotide messenger RNA. It is a transcript of the gene CHMP5, whose product is annotated as charged multivesicular body protein 5. The transcript is spliced from 8 exons. The record is from RefSeq and is a predicted model, not a curated record. Gene Ontology annotation, cellular component: multivesicular body. The coding region runs from base 4114 to 4764 and encodes 216 amino acids. Gene Ontology annotation, biological process: vesicle budding from membrane; late endosome to vacuole transport via multivesicular body sorting pathway. NCBI's taxonomy places the organism in Eukaryota, Metazoa, Chordata, Aves, Apodiformes, Apodidae.